This is a messenger RNA of Dichomitus squalens LYAD-421 SS1, 2040 nucleotides long. RefSeq lists its product as uncharacterized. The transcript has 9 exons. The record is from RefSeq and is a predicted model, not a curated record. The coding region runs from base 73 to 2040 and encodes 655 amino acids. Lineage: Eukaryota; Fungi; Basidiomycota; Agaricomycetes; Polyporales; Polyporaceae. Gene Ontology annotation, molecular function: hydrolase activity.
CACGCUACAACGUUCUGGCACGGCCUCGCCGUCUCCCUUGAGGCCCAUCACGUCUGUCCAUACAGUAUAGCCAUGCGUUGGUUUCUGUCGCGCGCGGCCCCCGACGUCACGGAGCCAGAGGAGCCCAAGCCCUCUGUCCUCACAAGGCUCUCCGCGGACAUAACGGCCGAUGUCGCUCUGCCCCGAGAGGCGUUGCGCCAUUUUGAACGUCCUUCCGAGGCCUUACCGCCGUCGUCGCGCGUCGGAGAUCCGAAGGUCAAACAGCGGAAGAACGAGCCGAUGAGGCUAUGGGAGCUCUGGAAGUAUGGUGCAUUCGCCGCGAUGAAAGCCACCACUCUCGCCGCGGACGUCGUCUCACAUCAGAUAUGGGGUCCUCGACGCAAGUCCUGGGGUAUCGAGAUGACGCUGCUGUCGAGUAUCAUGAGGGGCGUGAGCCGCUACUCAUAUUUGACAGACAUUGGAACCAUACGCAUGCUGAUGAACAUCGGCGGCCUCUGUCCGGUGCCGUCGGAUGCGCUCGUCACCCCUGUAACGUUCCAAGUGCGGAAACGCAAGCUCCGGGGGAUACUCGAAGAGUUCGAUGCUGUCGAAACCGGCAAUCGCGAACUCUCAGGCGAAUGGGUGGUUGGGAAGAAGACAUGGAGACGGCUGCAAGCGGAAUGGCGUGCUCGGAAACAAGGCGAACCCACUGGUCCUGCACCUGGCAGCGGUAAGCGGAAGGAGCGUAUAGUGCUGUACCUGCAUGGUGGCGCAUACUACAUGUUCAGUGCUGCUACUCACCGACUCUUAACUAUAACCCUCUCAAAGCAUCUUGACGCACGUCUGUUUGCGUUGGACUACCGCUUAGCUCCAGAAACUCGGUUCCCGGGACCUUUGCACGACGCGGUCUCGUGUUAUCUCAGGCUCAUCGACGAUUUGCACAUUCCUCCAGAGAACAUCGUCAUCGCUGGAGAUAGCGCCGGUGGCGGUCUCACUCUUGCACUUCUUAUGUACCUGAGAGACAACGACUAUCCAUUACCUUCCGGGGCCAUACUCAUAUCGCCUUGGGUUGACCUCACGAUGAGUUGCGAGUCGUGGGACAGCAACGCUGACUAUGACAUUGUACCGAUGCCUCAACCCGGUGACCACCUCAAUCCCAUCUUGUGUUACCUCGGAGAGCAUAUGGAGAAAUAUCUGACCCAUCCAUACGCAAGCCCAUUGUUUGGCGACUUCAAGGGUCUACCUCCCUUGCUCAUUCAAGCUGGUGAAGCUGAGGUACUCCGGGACGAGAUCACACUUCUUGCGCACAAAGCAUCGCUAGCCGGAGUAGAAGUGCGGUACGAGCUGUACGAAGACAUGGUCCAUGUAUUCCAAUCCUUGCCUUUCCUCGAAGCCGCCGAGUACGCCUUCAGGUCCUGUGCCGAGUUCGUAUGGAAGUUCCUGCCCCAGUGCCAAGCUCGUACUCCGCAGUACUUUGGAACGUCAGCAGAAAAGGGCCUUGAGAAUGAGAUCGACACCGAUGCUGCUCGUGUCGUUCGAGGCGACGGUACCGAGACAGGCGAGGGUCGCGAGGCUAUGGUCGAGACGCCGCCUAAGGAGAUGGGUCGCACCGGGUCGUACCGGAAGAUACACCCCACAAGUUCUGAACCGUCCACACCGAGUCUCGAAGAACCAAGUUGGGAGAACAUGUAUGCGAACACUAGCUCCGAUGACGAAGGAGACUUCGGGGAUGGGGUGGUUCGCGUAUAUACGCCGCCUUCUCCGUCCCCAACUUCGUCAUCAAUACUUCCUGGCGGUCAACGGCCGACGCUAUCCAAAGCACCAUCUUUCUCUCGUCUACGGGCGACGUUCACCGCAAUUGCCGAUGUCGCAUCACACCCUCCACAUACCGUACCACCCGAACCUACCAUCCGUCGCUCACAGCGGAGUCAUCCCGACGUUACGUCACUGUGCAAGUUGUGGUCUGAGGCCGGUCCAGCGAAUCAUACGAAGACCGUCAAGACUGAAGUAGUAUCGAAACCCAGCGAAAUGACACGUCAACCCUCCUUUCGUCAGGCAUAG